This is a messenger RNA of Penicillium pulvis, 2646 nucleotides long. RefSeq names its product M1 family metallopeptidase. NCBI's taxonomy places the organism in Eukaryota, Fungi, Ascomycota, Eurotiomycetes, Eurotiales, Aspergillaceae. The transcript is spliced from 12 exons. Bases 1 to 2646 code for a protein of 881 amino acids. The record is from RefSeq and is a predicted model, not a curated record. Gene Ontology annotation, biological process: peptide catabolic process; proteolysis. Gene Ontology annotation, molecular function: peptide binding; zinc ion binding; metalloaminopeptidase activity. Gene Ontology annotation, cellular component: cytoplasm.
AUGGCCUCCACCGACAGAGAUACCUUGCCUGACGUGGCCAAACCAACCAACUACCAUGUCUCGCUUUUCGACUUGCAGCUCGAGGGCUCGUGGGGAUACAAGGGUCUGCUGAAGAUCGAUACCAAGGUCACUCGUACCACCAAGGAAAUUGUGCUGAAUGCCAAGGAGAUCGAAGUUCAGAGUGCCGAAGUACUGGGAGAGGAUGGUGCUCUUUUGGCAAAGGCUUCUGAUAUCACCUACGACAAGACGUCCGAACGAGUAUCUUUGAAGUUCUCGCAGGAACUUGCACCUUCCGAUGUGGUCCUGUCGAUCAACUUCACUGGCACUAUGAACAAUGCUAUGUCGGGCUUUUACCGAUCCAAGUAUACGCCCGUGGGGGAACCGGCCGCUGAUACGCCCAAGGACGGUGACUUUUACUAUAUGCUGAGCACCCAGUUCGAAUCUUGCGAUGCCCGGAGGGCCUUCCCUUGCUUUGAUGAGCCAAACCUGAAGGCCACUUUUGAUUUUGAAAUAGAAAUCCCCAAAGGCCAGACUGCUCUCAGUAACAUGCCUGUUCAAUCCGAAAGAGACGGAAGUCAUCCCGGACUCAAGUUCGUCACGUUUGAGAAAACACCCGUCAUGAGCACUUACCUCCUCGCUUGGGCAGUAGGUGAUUUCGAAUAUGUUGAGGCCAUGACAGAGCGCAAGUACCAGGGAAAGAGCAUCCCUGUCCGGGUCUAUACCACUCGGGGUCUCAAAGAGCAGGCUCGCUUUGCUCUCGAAUGUGCUUCUCGGACAGUUGAUUAUUUCUCGGAAAUUUUUGAGAUUGAAUAUCCGCUUCCUAAGGCUGAUCUCCUGGCUGUGCACGAGUUUGCCAUGGGAGCUAUGGAGAACUGGGGACUGGUCACCUACCGGACCACUGCCGUUCUUUUCGACGAAGGAAAAUCAGACAACCGGUACAAGAACCGGAUUGCUUAUGUAGUCGCUCACGAGCUGGCUCACCAGUGGUUCGGCAACCUUGUCACCAUGGACUGGUGGAAUGAGCUUUGGUUGAACGAAGGGUUUGCAACCUGGGUUGGUUGGCUUGCCGUGGACCACUUUCACCCGGAUUGGAACAUCUGGUCUCAGUUUGUCGCUGAGGGUGUGCAACAAGCAUUCCAUCUUGACUCGCUACGAGCCUCCCACCCUAUCGAGGUGCCAGUCCGGAACGCCCUCGAGGUGGACCAGAUCUUUGAUCACAUCAGCUAUCUCAAGGGAAGUUCGGUAAUUCGCAUGCUGAGUGUUCACCUUGGCCGCGAGACAUUCCUCCGGGGUGUCGCUGACUACCUUAAGUCUCAUGCAUACGGAAACGCGACUACGAAUGAUCUGUGGUCUGCUUUGAGUAAGGCUUCUGGUCAAGAUGUGCACGGAUUCAUGGAUCCCUGGAUUCGCAAUAUUGGUUUCCCAGUCGUCACUGUGACAGAAGAACCCGGUCAGAUCAGUGUUCGUCAAAAUCGAUUCUUGUCGACCGGAGACGCGAAGUCCGAAGAGGACGAGACCACUUGGUGGAUUCCUCUAGGAAUCAAGUCCGGCCAAAACCUAGCUACUGUGGAUACCCGUGCCCUGACCCAAAAAUCCGACAAUGUGUCAGGCAUCGGAGAGCAUACUUUCUACAAGAUUAAUAAGGACCUGGCUGGUUUCUACCGGACAAACUACUCUCCUGCUCGCCUAGAGAAGCUGGGUCAAUCCCUUGAGCUUCUGAGCACUGAAGAUAAGAUCGGAUUGCUGGGAGAUGCCGCUGCUCUUGCAGUUUCUGGCGAAGGCUCUACACCAGCCCUGUUGGCUCUUCUGGAAGGGUUCAAGGCGGAGACAAACUAUCUUGUCUGGUCGCAGGUGUCUUCAUCUCUGGCAAACCUCCGCUCUGUUUUCUCCCAAAACGAACCUGUGGCAGAGGGAUUGAAGAAAUUCACCAAGAACUUGGCUUCUCCGGCCGCAGAGAAAAUUGGCUGGGAAUUCCAACCCAAUGAGGACUAUCUCACUGUUCAGCUCCGCAAGCUGCUGAUCGCUAUGGCUGGUAAUGCUGGUGAUGAAGGUAUCAUCGCUGAAGCCAAGAGGCGAUUCGACCUGUGGGCCACAGGCCAAGACAAGAAUGCCAUCCACACCAAUCUUCGAUCAGUGAUCUUCAGCCUCAAUGUGUCGGAAGGCAGCCGCAAAGAAUAUGAUGCUGUCAAGGCUGAGUACCUGCGCACCGAUUCUGUUGAUGGCAAGGAGAUUUGUCUGGCUGCCAUGGGACGCACCAAGGAACCCGCACUUGUGACGGACUACUUGGACUUCGUUUUCUCUGACAAGGUAGCCAUCCAGGACAUGCACAGUGGUGCAGUGUCUCUGGCUGCCAAUUCCCGGGUCCGACACCUGCUGUGGGAGUACAUUAAGACGAACUGGACAUCGGUGGAAGCCCGACUGUCCUCUAACAAUGUAGUCUUUGAGCGAUUCAUCCGCAUGGGUUUGUCCAAGUUUGCUGAUCACCAGAUUGGGGAUGAUAUUGCCACUUUCUUCCAGAGCAAGAACACUGGUUCUUAUGAGCGUGCUCUCGUCAUUAUCUCUGAUAACAUUCGUACCAACGCCUCCUACAAGGAGCGGGACCAGGCGCUGGCUCUUGAGUGGCUGCGGGCCCAUGGCUUCGCAUGA